Molecule: messenger RNA, 1493 nt
Organism: Racocetra fulgida
Lineage: Eukaryota; Fungi; Glomeromycota; Glomeromycetes; Diversisporales; Gigasporaceae
Source: the annotation of a GenBank genome assembly
AUGUACAGAAUUAGUGAUGACAAUAUUGAGAUUACUCCUCGAAGUACUCCAAACGAGAAUCCAAGACUAUUUACAGCACUUCUUUUAAAAGAAGCUGGUAUUAAAGACGUUACUAUUCUUGAAUCUCAAGAUCGUGUUGGUGGGCGUAUUCAUACUCAUUAUUUUACCGAUGAUCCUAACGAUGAAAAACGUUUAUAUGGCGAACUUGGCGCAAUGAGAUUACCUUAUAUCGAUGGCCAUCCAGAACUCUCUGCACAUCAGCUAGUUUUUGAUACUAUUGAUUAUUUGAAUGAAUAUAAUAAGGAUGACAACCCAGAUAAAGAAAUCAAAACUAUUCCUUUUAUACUUAGCAAUCCAAAGUAUGCAUUUUAUGGUAAAAUAAUGACCAAAAAUUACUCUGCAACUGCUAAAGUUACUCAGUUAGGUUUUCCUGAUUCACUACCGGAUGAUUAUGCCGAUCUUUGGAAUGAGGCUUUAUCAUCUUUCUUUAAAGAGCUUGAUAAAGAUUUUGAAAAAGGUCUUAAAGCUUUGAAACGAUAUGAUCAACAUUCUGCUUACUCUUAUCUAAAAGAAAUCUUUCUUCCUGCUAAAUUCCCAACAAAAUGGGAAGAUUAUGACGAAAUUAUUAAAGCUAUUGAAAUGAACGAAGCGGGCAUAGGCAUUUUUAGUGGUUCUGGUGAUUAUAAUAUAAGCUGGAAAACUAUCGACAAAGGAAUGCAACGAUUACCUAAUGCUUUCUUGCCACUGAUUAAAAAGGCAAAAUAUAAAUUAAAGUAUAAUAGUGAAGUUUUUAAAUUGGAAAAGGCUAAUGAUGGUCAAAGUGUUAAGGUUCAUUGGAUAACUAAGGAGAAGAAAAAAUUUGAAAUUUUUGAUAGAGUAGUUAUUACUGCUUCUUUGGGUUGCGUCCGUCAUUGGAAAUUACCUUCAAAAUAUACAAAUGCUGCAAAAAUAUUUCUACAAUUUAAGACUCGUUUCUGGGAAAAGUCCCCUCUAGAAACCGGUGGUUUGCAGACGACCUCCAAUGUUGGUAUUGUUGGCGGAGCUUCGUCAACCGACCUUCCUGUUCGUACUAUUCUCUACCCUUCAUAUUAUCAAGGUCUACCGACAAAUGGAUCUGGUGUUCUAUUAGCUUCCUAUACGUGGGGUAACGAUGCUGCGAAAUUUGCUCCAUAUACUGAGGAAGAACUUUUUGAACUUGCUUUAAAAGAUAUAGUGACUAUUCAUGGAAAAAUAGCGGAAAAAGAAUGGAUUCCUGAUAAAAAGAAUAAUAAGGCUCAUUAUUGGGCAAAUGAUAAAACCGUUGUUGGAGGUGCUUUUGCUUUAUAUGGAGCUGGACAACUAGAAUUUUUGAUGGGAGCGAUGAUGAGACCUGAAGAAUUUAUACAUUGGGCCGGUGAACAUACUGAUGCACAUAGUCCUUGGAUUGUUGGUGCUUUAAAUUCUGCUGUUAGAGUAGUUAAAGAAAUAUUACAAGAAAAUUUGAUGAAUGAUAA